Messenger RNA from Letharia lupina, 735 nucleotides. RefSeq lists its product as uncharacterized. The record is from RefSeq and is a predicted model, not a curated record. The transcript has a single exon. Bases 1 to 735 code for a protein of 244 amino acids. NCBI's taxonomy places the organism in Eukaryota, Fungi, Ascomycota, Lecanoromycetes, Lecanorales, Parmeliaceae.
AUGCCCAACAAUAAGUCGCGCAUGCACAUUCCACGCUCCAGUAACCCGGACACAGACAAGUACUCCCUCAUCUCUGAACCCAAACCCCGCACACCAACCGCCUUUUCCCCCAACCCUUCCUCCUCCUCCUCCUCCCCAUUCAAACCCUUCCGAUCCCCAGCCAUGCGGAACAAAGCCCGUCUGCACCUCGCCCUCUACGCCCUCCCCAAAUACCCGGACGCCUACCACUACGCCCUCCUCCUCCGCCCAAAGGACGUCGCCGCCACCCUCGCCCUCUCGGGCGUCCUCUCCGCCACCAAACACCACGUCAAGACCACCAUCCGCACCAACGCCGACGGCGUCGUCUCCCACCCCUGCAUCUACGAAACCUACCACAUCCACGACCUCGCCGACGAGCCGCUCCUGCUCGCCAGUAUCAUCGUCGGCAAACUCUCCGCGUCCCAGGACCGCGUCGGCGAGAUCCUGGCCCGGGUCCCCGUCCACCAAGACGAUGGGUCGUCGGGCCCGGGCGCCAAGUUCAAUGACGUGGAGUGGGUCCGUUUGGCGGUUGAGGCGCUGAGGCAGGCGGAUGCGGUGAAGGAUGAUGGGAGGGAGUGGGAGGGCGUGUUUGAGGAGUCGCUGAAUUAUAUGCGCAGGAAACAAGCCGAGGGGAGAUGGGAGGUCGGAUGGAAGGGCGGCAAUCCGGAGGCGGUGGCUACGUUCGAUUUGCUGACGGGCAAAGAUGUUCUCUUUUGA